AUGCACUGUCAAACCAAGUAUUUGAAAUGUUUUUGGAUAAUCACUACAAUCAUUCUCAUCGCAUGUAUCUCAAGUAUUGGAGUCAUUUUCGAAGAUAUUACUAAGUUCGAAAUCUCAUUCCAUGAACAAUCACGAGAGUUAGAGAGUCUUGUUAAUCAUGUUUGGAAGAUUCUCAUGGAAACGAACUACAGAACGAAACGAUCCACCUCACGACAUCAUCGAUCCUAUAAAAAGAAGAAAACAAGACACAUAAACUCGUAUGAUGUUGUGCCUAAACAAAAACCACAAUGUGGACAGCCUGGUCCCCCAGGACCAUCUGGUAUUCCAGGCCCUGAUGGUUAUCCAGGAUUGGAUGGAAUACCUGGUGCUGACGGUGUAACAGGCAUGCUUGAGCCCGAAAACAAUGAUCCUUAUGCAGAGCCAACCAGUAAUUGUGUUGUUUGUCCGGUUGGCCCUCCAGGUCCACCAGGUGUUGAUGGUCUAGUUGGUCUACCUGGACUAAAUGGAGAUCCAGGGUUUGCAGAAAUAGGCUAUGAUGCUGAAGUCGUGGCGUUCGGCCCUCCAGGUCCACCUGGGGAUCCGGGGCCAGCAGGUUUAGAUGGACCAACCGGUCCGACAGGUGAACCUGGAUAUAGUACUAUGCGCUCUUCUAAUCUACCAGGCCCUCCCGGAGAUCCUGGACCACCAGGAAACCCAGGUCCUCCCGGAUCAGAAGGACUCUCUAAUGGAGGACCAGCUGGCCCACCAGGUAGUGCAGGGCAGGAUGGCCAAGUUGGCUCACCAGGUCAGGACGGAGCUGCGGGUCAGGCUGGGCCAAUAGGUAAUCCGGGCGAAGAUGGAGGAUAUUGUCGUUGUCCGAUAAAAAACCAGAUAAUCGAAGGGUAUAUGUCCUACUCCAUGCCAGUGGGCGUCAACAAACCAUUUAAGGCUAGUUAUGGGAUUGGAAAACCUAAACAUAAUGCAGCAGGUUACUAUGUCGUUCGUGGGGUUAAAGAUGUUCCGAGACCUCUAAAUGCUGUUAAACCAGCUAAGUUAAGGAGCGGAACAAUUCAUUCUUCAAAAAAGAAAAAAGCGGUUUUCGAGAAUGGUCCACAUAACUGA
Messenger RNA from Auanema sp. JU1783, 1101 nucleotides. The record is from the annotation of a GenBank genome assembly. Lineage: Eukaryota; Metazoa; Nematoda; Chromadorea; Rhabditida; Rhabditidae.